AUGAUACAAUUUGAUAACGAUAACCCACAUUCUUCGUCAUUAGCUUUUUGUUGUGUUUGUAACGAAGAACCAGUAUAUUUAGACCCGGAAACCGGCGCACCAAGUGAAUUUUGUUCACCACAUUGUUAUAAGGACGCCGUUCCGAAAAAUAUAUUACCAGCUUGUGAAUUUUGCGGAAAAUUACCGAAAGCUUUAUUCAAAAAUGGGAAACGUGCCGCCAUAUGUAGUAAAAUGUGUCAAGAAAAAUUCCAAAAAGGCUUCGCUGUAACAGUGCCGAAUAUAACGAUAAAUGCACAAAACUUUGAAAUGCCGAAUUUUUUAAAUUCUUCACUAACUUUACAUCCGGAAUCCGCAAAAGUAAAUUUAAGUCGUCGUUCGUCGAACAGUUCACUUAUGAGUUUGAUGGCAAAUGCUGCAAUUACUGUUGGAGAUUUAACAUUACCAACGAGUGCAAGCAAUGCGUUUCGAGACCUCUUACACGUUGAAGAAGCAGACACACCCGAAAACGCGAACAGCACCAAUAACUUGGAUAGACCAUUAUCUAACGAACAAGAAGUUUCUGAACUGCCCGAUUUCGAUGAGUCUUUUUACAAGGACCCGAUCCGAGAAUCGAUGCAAGAUUUUUCUUUUGCAUCUGAGGAAGAAUCAAACCACUACGAAUCUCUCGAUUGUAUUAACGAUCCACUUCAUCCAGAAAUCGAAAUUUUUUGUGCAAAUAUUUUGACGGAAACAGAAUUUUCUGAUACGGAAUUUGAGGGCGGCGAAACCGAUGAAUUUGUUGAUGCCGAAUUCGACAACAAACGAUUCGAUAUGUGA
This is a messenger RNA of Ambispora gerdemannii, 816 nucleotides long. The record is from the annotation of a GenBank genome assembly. Lineage: Eukaryota; Fungi; Glomeromycota; Glomeromycetes; Archaeosporales; Ambisporaceae.